AUGACGCUGGAGGGCCAGAAGAAGAGGGUGCCACGAGAUGCUAAGUUUAUCAAGGACACCAAGUUGGACCCUCAAGACACGCUGGUGAGCUUCGAUGUGGUGUCCCUCUUCACCAAGGUCCCUAUUCUAGACUCCAUAGAAAUUGUCAAGCUUAAGGUCAAUGAGGACAUCGCCUCUUUGGUGGAACUUUGCUUAAGGUCAACCUUCUUCGCCUUCCAAGGCGUUAUCUAUGAACAGGUUGACGGAGUAGCCAUGGGCUCCCCUCUCUCGCCGGUCAUUGCCAACAUAUUCAUGGAACAUUUUGAAGAGGUGGCCUUACAUUCUUUCCCCCUCAAACCAAAAUGGUGGAAGCGAUAUAUGGAUGACACCAAUGUAUGUUGGCCCCACGGCUUGGACAUGUUAGAGGAAUUUCAUACUCACCUCAACAACAUUUUUUCGUCUAUUACCUUCACCAAAGAACUUGAAUCCAACAACCGUUUAUCUUUUCUCGAUGUCUUAAUCUGUAAAAAGCCUGACGGAUCCCUUGGUCGUCAGGUGUAUCGCAAAACUACCCACACUGACUUAUAUCUUCAUUCGUCUUCUCAUCACCACCAUAGCCAGAAAGUUGGGAUCCUCAAAACAUUGGCUUUAAGAGCCCAUCGGAUUUGUGAUAAGGAUAACUUAGACCAAGAGCUCUCCCAUCUUCGUCAAGUCUUCCUUUGGAAUGGCUACUCGAACAAGCAGAUCACUAGGGCCUUCCUCCAAGCCAAAUCUCAUUUCCUUUCCAUCUCGAAUCCCGUGCCCUCUCCAUCUCAGGCCCCGUUUAGGCAUGCCCCACCGCUUAAGGACACUAGGGAUGCCUUUUCAGAGUCAGGUGUAUACAAGAUUGUAUGCUCCUGUGGAACUCCUUACAUUGGAGAAACAGGUCGUUCGUUCAUGACUCGAAUAAAAGAGCACAGUGCCGACAUUAAGCAUGAACGUGCCCUCAAAUCAGCCUUAGCCGAGCAUUCAACCACUACCAAACAUCAUAUCUGUUUGGAGGACACUCAGGUAUUGUGUAGGGAGAACAACUUUUUCAAGAGGAAAGUUAAAGAGGCCAUUGCUAUCAUUCGGCACCCAUCCAAUCUUAAUCGAGAUGAUGGGUUAAACCUUAGCAUCUCGUGGCACCCUCUUCUUCUGGCCCUCCAGCGUCAUCCCCGCCCCCCUCCUUGA
Messenger RNA from Cryptomeria japonica (Japanese cedar), 1191 nucleotides. RefSeq lists its product as uncharacterized. Bases 1 to 1191 code for a protein of 396 amino acids. The transcript is spliced from 3 exons. The record is from RefSeq and is a predicted model, not a curated record. Lineage: Eukaryota; Viridiplantae; Streptophyta; Pinopsida; Cupressales; Cupressaceae.